AUGUAUGAGACUGCUUUGAACAGAUAUUCUGAGGAUCUCCUCCCUGGUUUCUUCCCCAUUGAAGAAAAAAACGAAUACCUUGUAGGCACAACAGGCACAAAAGUAACUGCCGAUUCUAGCAUUGGUGUUAUUAACAAAUACUGUACAACCAAACGAAAGGAGCUGCAUGGUACAACUGGAGUACGUGCCUUGUCUGUUGGUCAGAGAUACUCUGACUUUGUUCUGUUAAUUGGCACAAAUAUAUCAAAUGAAGCUGCUAAUUUGGAUAAUGAUCUGUAUCUUCAUGACAAGAUGGUAAAAGCUUCAGCCUCUCCUUGCGGCCUUCUUGAGUUGGAUGUUAAACAGAUGGAGCAAGCAAAGCUAUUUCAAGCACUUAUGUUCAAUGGUUUGUUCGGAAACACAUUCGAUGGUGUAUCAGAUAAGAAAGAAAGAAAGUUCAACACCUUUGUUAAAUACUUUGAAGAAACGUACGGCAUAGUUCUUCGUCAUCCUUUACAGCCAUUACUAGCGCUGAAACCCAGUCAUAGACCUCACAACCUUCUCUCCUCAAAGUUGAGAGAUGAAGGCAACCAUGUUAAGAUAAAUGUGGGCACAUCACCUGUAAAUAAGACGGACAGUUGUGUUCACAUGCCCCCAGAGUUGCUGAUUCUCCUUAAUCUACCUGAGGACAUUUUGAGAGCAUUUUACUUGGUCCCCUCUUUGAUGCAUCGUAUAGAAACGUUAAUGCUAGCCAGUCAACUAAGAAGUGAAAUUUCAUAUGAAGAUUCAAAUAUAUCAAGCUUUCUAAUUCUAGAAGCUAUUACAACACUUCGAUGCUCUGAAAACUUCUCCAUGGAGCAUCUAGAAUUAUUGGGAGAUUCUGUGCUGAAGUAUGCAGUGAGUCGUCACCUUUUCCUGAAAUUUCCUGAUAAGGACGAGGGGCAGUUAUCAUCCAGUAGGGAUGAUAUAAUAUCUAAUGCUGCACUUUAUGGGUUUGGAAUUGGACACACAAUACAGGGUUACAUACGUGAUGCUGCAUUUGAUCCUCGUCGAUGGCUUGUACCGGGACAGCUCUCGAUUCACCAUGUUCCUUGUAAUUGCCCAGUAGAUUCUGAGGUUGUAACUCGGGAUAUUCAUGUUGUUGAUGACAAACCUAUUGAUAUAAUUGGCCAGACCUGUGAUAAGGGACACAGAUGGAUGUGUUCCAAAACAAUUGCUGAUUGUGUUGAAGCCGUAAUUGGGGCAUAUUAUGUAGGAGGUGGCUUAAGAGCAGCUCUGGCUGUUUUCAAGUGGCUGGGUAUUGAUGCUGAAAUUGAGGAAGAAUUGAUUAUUCAGACCAUCUUGAGUGCACCUGUGAUGACCUAUCCUCCGAAAAUUGAUGUUGAAAUGCUUGAAGCAAAACUAGGCUAUGUAUUUUCGGUGAAAGGUUUUCUGCUAGAAGCUCUUACCCACUCAUCACAGCAGGAAUCAGCAGAAAGAUACUCCUACCAGCGUCUGGAGUUCCUUGGUGAUGUUGUCUUGGAUAUUCUGCUAACGUGGCAUCUUUUCAAUAAUCAUAAAUACACAGAUGAGGGGGAAUUGACAGAUUUACGGUCUGCAUUAGGAAACAAUGAAAACUUUGCACAAGUCGCAGUAAAGCACAAGCUCCAUCAGUUUCUCCAGCAUUCUUGUGGGAAUUUAGCAGACCAAAUUACUAAAUAUGUGAAUAGUUUUGAAAAUUCUUCCAUGGACAAAAUCAAACUUUUAUCAGAUGCCACAUUAAGUGGGCCUAAAGUCAAUUUUGAAUUGCUCUGUAAAGAAGCAGUUUUGAAAUUGUUUCCAGCUGUUACAAGCUGGAGGUACUGUAACAGGCGUAUUAUUUAG
This is a messenger RNA of Hordeum vulgare subsp. vulgare (domesticated barley), 1842 nucleotides long. RefSeq names its product endoribonuclease Dicer homolog 3a-like. Lineage: Eukaryota; Viridiplantae; Streptophyta; Magnoliopsida; Poales; Poaceae. Gene Ontology annotation, cellular component: cytoplasm; nucleus. The record is from RefSeq and is a predicted model, not a curated record. Gene Ontology annotation, molecular function: RNA binding; protein binding; ribonuclease III activity. The transcript has 11 exons. Gene Ontology annotation, biological process: siRNA processing. Bases 1 to 1842 code for a protein of 613 amino acids.